This is a messenger RNA of Diversispora eburnea, 483 nucleotides long. The record is from the annotation of a GenBank genome assembly. NCBI's taxonomy places the organism in Eukaryota, Fungi, Glomeromycota, Glomeromycetes, Diversisporales, Diversisporaceae.
AUGACCUCAACCGAAAGAACUUUAGAUUCUUCGCAAAAAUAUUCGUCACCAUUAAACAGCAUAUUAGAAAUAGCUGAAAAAAUUGGAUUUAUUAAUGAAGAGAUACCGUCAUUUUCAUCAAAAAUUUUAUCUUCAAUACAAUUAGUUAAUUUACUCUGUGAAUUACUUUCUCUUCGUGAUCAAAAUGAAAAGAUUCUUCACGAACUUACAAAAAUCAAAGAUUCUCAAUCAAGUUUUGACUUGGUAAAUGAAUCUGAACUAGACUUUAGUAAACAUAUAGAAUCUAUUAUUUCAAAUAAACAAGAUCUUUUGAUGAGACUUAAAGAUCCUUUUGUUGGUGAAAAUAUAAACAUAGAGCCUCAAUAUCACAAAGAUUUUGCGGAAUUAUUUCCAUUAAUUGCACAGAGCAUCGCUUCAUUAUCUUAUGAACUGGAAAAUAUUGAAGAUGUUCAAACCAUUAACAAAGGAAAAGCCAAGAUUUGA